AUGUCAACACCGACCGACCGACUUCAACAAAUCGCUAACCAUUUCAAGGCGAGAAACUCGAGCAAAAAGUUGUCCGAUAAGGUUUGCAUCCUUACGGGCGUCGGUCAUGAGCUGGGGAUUGGCUGGGCUACAGCAGUUCUGUUUGCUAAAGAAGAGGCCAAACAUUUAUAUCUUAUCGAUUUGAAGGGUGACAAAUUCCCCGCCUUAGUGAAACAUCUUCAAAGCCUCAAUUCGAAGAUUGGUCUCUCAACUAUCGUCGGCGAUGCAGCAGACGAAAAUAUGGUCCGAUCGGUCUGUCAAAAAGCGAUAGACGAGCAUGGACGGCUGGAUGUGUUUUUCGCAAACGCUGGUGUGGCAGGGGCGGCGCCUAUUGGCAAGACAAGCUACGAGACGGGCGAGAGAGUGAUUCGGAUCAACACGAUGUCGUGCUGGCUAGCGUUAAAGUAUGCCUCGGAAGCGAUGUUGAAAGGGAAAGGGGAAGGAGCUGGACGAGGCGGGAGUAUUAUCUUAACCUCUUCGGCGGCCGGGCUUCGCUCAGGCGCGGGUUCGACGGAGUAUUCGGCCUCGAAGGCCGCCGUCAUCUCGUUGGCUUCCACCGGCGCUAAUGCCUAUCCCGGCGCGGACAUCAGGGUGAAUGCCGUCUGUCCUGGACUGAUUCAGACCCAAAUAACGGGCCCUCUCUUCGAGAUGGCUAAGGAUAAAUCCAAGAUCGGACAACUUUGCUCCCUCAGACGUUAUGCGGUUGCUGAUGAAGUGGCCAGUGUUGUCCUUUUCUUGGCUAGUGAUGAUUCAUCUUACAUCACUGGCACAGCCAUCCCAAUCGACGGAGGCCUUUCCAGUUCCUUACCAGUAAUUCCAGGAAAACAGUACUAA
This is a messenger RNA of Puccinia triticina, 873 nucleotides long. RefSeq lists its product as uncharacterized. Lineage: Eukaryota; Fungi; Basidiomycota; Pucciniomycetes; Pucciniales; Pucciniaceae. The transcript has 8 exons. Bases 1 to 873 code for a protein of 290 amino acids. The record is from RefSeq and is a predicted model, not a curated record. Gene Ontology annotation, molecular function: oxidoreductase activity.